GAGAGAGAGAGAGACAGAGAGAGAGACAGACCCAUUCCCAUCCCCCACACAAAAAGUGGUGGGAAAAAAAGUUCUUUUUGUACACACUGCCAUGAUGGCGAUGAUGAUGCCUGCAAUCUCCAACAGCAGCAGCAACAACAACAAUAACACUUCCUCUCCUUCACUUUCUACUCUUCUCUAUACUUACCUCUUUCCCUUCUCCUCUCUUCGCUUCCUCAUGGCUGAUUCCUCACGGCUCUCUCGCAUCUCAUGCAAUUGCCCAUGAAUGGUAGAGAACCUGCAAGAGAGCUAUGGAGAAAAAGUGCGGGUGCUGGGCUGUGCUGAGACGCGGCGUUAGAGGUGCCUGCAAGCCCACUGCUUCUAAAGACUCUGUCAAUACAAUCCCUCGUACUAGUCUAGUUUAUGAUGCAGGUCACAAGGGUUUCGUUCCACUUGGCAUCGCACCGUGUUCCCAAUACGUCUACUGAAACGCGUUAUCUAAAUGCCAGCAACAGAGAACUCUGUCCUCCAGGCGAAGCUCAGCUAUCUUCAGAGAAUCCUGUUCCGCCAUCAUCAGAAAGCAAAACUCCUUGCCAGCUGCUUCAGUUUUCUUUUCAGGAACUAAAAGCUGCAACGGGGAAUUUCAGACCUGAUAGUAUUCUUGGGGAGGGUGGAUUUGGAUACGUGUUCAAAGGAUGGAUUGAGGAAAAUGGGACAGCACCAGCGAAGCCUGGGUCGGGAAUUACAGUUGCAGUCAAAAGCUUGAAGCCAGACGGUCUUCAGGGCCAUAGAGAAUGGCUGGCUGAGGUCGACUUCCUUGGACAGCUCCACCAUCCUAAUCUUGUUAAACUUAUUGGGUACUGCAGUGAAGAUGAUCAACGGCUGCUUGUUUAUGAAUUUAUGACCCGUGGAAGUCUUGAAAACCAUCUUUUUAGAAGGACCAUACCUCUUCCAUGGUCCAGUAGGAUUAAGAUUGCACUUGGCGCAGCAAGGGGACUGGCGUUCCUCCAUAAUGGCCCUGAACCAGUCAUAUAUAGAGACUUCAAGACAUCCAAUAUAUUGCUUGAUUCGGAGUAUAAUGCAAAGCUUUCAGAUUUUGGUCUAGCCAAAGCUGGGCCUCAAGGAGACAAAACACAUGUUUCUACCAGGGUUGUUGGAACUUAUGGAUACGCUGCUCCGGAGUAUGUAAUGACAGGACACUUGACAUCUAAGAGUGACGUUUACAGUUUUGGUGUCGUGCUACUCGAGAUUUUAACGGGCAGAAGAUCAAUGGACAAGAAACGCCCUAGUGGAGAACAAAAUCUCGUUGUAUGGGCUCGGCCACAUCUAGCUGACAAGCGAAAGCUUCAUCAAAUAGUGGAUCCUCGCUUGGAAAUGAAUUACUCUCUUAAAGGGGUGCAAAAAGUCUCUCAGUUGGCUUUCAACUGCCUCAGUAAGGACUCAAAAUCCCGCCCUACAAUGGAUGAAGUUGUUAAAGUUCUGACUCCAUUGCAAGAUCUUAACGAUCUUGCUAUCAACCAUUCUCGUCUAUCCCAACAAGGGAGACGCAAGAAAAAAGAUGGAACCCCACAGCUCACCUAUAACCAAUCCAAGAACAUCAGAGACUCUCCACUGAACAUUGGCAAGCAGCAUUGUAGAUGAUGGGCAGCCAAUUCUCCUUGAUUGGCUCAAGUACUAUUUGAUAAAACAAAGGCUCGCCGCGUGCCAUCUCUUUCAACUGGGUAAUUGUCACAAGAACAUAUUUCAAGCUUGUAUAAUUUUUGGGUGUUUGAAACUUGCCAGAGCAGCAGGGACAACGGGAGAGGAAAGGUACAUCAGUUUUCCUUUUCCUAGGCCCUUACAUUAGAGUGCUAACCAUCAAUUUAGAACAUUCCUCGCGAGUUGCCUGUGUUGUAAUUGAGCUAUAUACUGUAAUUAGAUAAAACUUAUCAUUUCCAA
Messenger RNA from Juglans microcarpa x Juglans regia, 1917 nucleotides. RefSeq names its product probable serine/threonine-protein kinase PIX7. Lineage: Eukaryota; Viridiplantae; Streptophyta; Magnoliopsida; Fagales; Juglandaceae. Gene Ontology annotation, biological process: protein phosphorylation. The coding region runs from base 403 to 1620 and encodes 405 amino acids. Gene Ontology annotation, molecular function: ATP binding; protein kinase activity. The record is from RefSeq and is a predicted model, not a curated record. The transcript has 7 exons.